This is a messenger RNA of Ostrea edulis (European flat oyster), 1968 nucleotides long. Its product is annotated as threonine synthase-like 2. The transcript has 9 exons. Gene Ontology annotation, biological process: dephosphorylation; 2-oxobutyrate biosynthetic process. Lineage: Eukaryota; Metazoa; Mollusca; Bivalvia; Ostreida; Ostreidae. The record is from RefSeq and is a predicted model, not a curated record. Gene Ontology annotation, molecular function: pyridoxal phosphate binding. The coding region runs from base 151 to 1581 and encodes 476 amino acids.
ACUACUUGUCAUUAAAAAAAAAGGUGACGUAAGCACAAAGAAAACAACAAAUAUAUAUUAAUGUUCACAACCAGUUACCGUACAAACAGUGAGAGAUAUGGGAGUCGUGCCAAUAGCGAACCACCUACUCUGAUCGUUUGAAGUCAAACAAUGAAAUACAGGAGUACUCGGGGCGACAUCUCGGGUCGAACUUUUGAGGAGGCAUUGUGCACUGGAUAUGCGGAAGAUGGUGGCAUAUUACUUCCGGAAACAAUCCCGAAGAUCGAUGUUGAUACACUGAAGUCCUGGGCUAGUUUAUCAUACGUAGAUCUGGCGAAGAAAAUCAUUCCUCUUUAUGUAAGCGCUGAGGAAAUCCCGUCAACUGAAUUAAAUGAUCUCAUUGACUCGGCUUUCUCUCGUUUUUCUACACCGGAAAUUACACCAAUAAAGCGACUUCCAGGCGGUUUAAACGUGAUGGAACUAUUUCACGGACCAACAUGGGCAUUCAAAGACUUGGCGCUUUCCUGUGUUGGUCAAUUUCUCCGAUAUUUUUUAUCCAAAAGAAAGAAACAUCUCAACAUCCUUGUAGGAACAUCUGGAGAUACCGGAAGUGCAGCUAUUGAAGCGGUCAGGGGUCAGGAGGGGAUUGACAUUGUGGUGCUUCUUCCUAAAGGGCGCUGUUCUCAAAUACAAGAACUGCAAAUGACAACAGUUUUAGAAGACAACGUGCAUGUGUAUAGAGUUGACGGAUCUUCCGAUGAUUUAGAUAUCCCCAUAAAGCAGUGCUUCCAAGACCAUGCCUUUAGCAAGCGUCACAAUCUGUCCUCUAUCAACUCCAUUAACUGGGCAAGGAUCAUGGUUCAGGCUGUACACUACACAUAUGCUUACCUACAGAUGUGUCCGUCAUGUGAUGACAUUGUUCAAAUCGUUAUCCCGACAGGCGCGUGUGGAAACGUCACAUCUGGAAUCAUUGCUAAAGAAAUGGGAGUGCCAUUAGAGUUUGUCUGCGCAGUAACCCAAAAUGACGUUGUUGCACGCACGAUUCAAACUGGGGAUUACUCGGUUGCUGAUCACGUGAUACAAACAUUAGCGCCGGCUAUGGAUAUCCAGAUACCAUAUAAUAUGGAGAGAAUCUGGUACAUCAUGUCAGGCGGAGACUGUGGACUAAUUAAGAAAUUAAUGGCAGAAUUUGAAAACACCGGAAGAGUCACAGUUCCAGAAGAAAUAUCAGAUGCCGUGCGGAAGGUUAUAGUCGACACAUUCAUCGCAUCAGAUGACAUCGUCCGCCAAACAAUGAAGCGGACCUGGGAUGACCAUGGGUACCUGUUGUGCCCCCAUACCGCAGUCGGUGUUGGAUAUCAGUAUCAUCAAAUCAAGAGGGGUUUAGAUGAAAACAAAAUACGCGUUGUAAUCGCGACUGCGUCUGUGAUUAAAUUUGAAGAGGCGCUUCAGUCAGCCUCGAUUCCCUUCCAGCGUGAUCCUCAGGUGUUAAAGCUUUUUGAAAUGAAACAAAGGUAUACAGACAUGAACAAAGACGAAAACUGGCUUCAGAUGUUACGGGACAAGAUUGAAGAAAUAGACAAGGGAAGAUUGCAAGAAUGAGGAUUAAAUUUUACAUCGAUGUGACGACAAUGUUGAUGUUUGAAAAAUGGUUAAACCUUUCUUCAUCAAAGAAUUCGAAUUUUUGUACAUACUCAUUGAAUAUUUCAAAUUACUGUUUCGUUUCCCUGUUCAGGGAAAUCAUUUAAUUUUUUAUUCAAUUGCAACGCUUUGAUCGAACACAUCUUGUAAAUCAAAUUUUAUUCACGAAAGCUGUCUCGUGAAUAAAUUAAAUACAUAAUUAUAUCCAAGCGAAAAUAAGUGAUAUGCAAUAAUAUAAUGACAACGAAAUUCGAAAGAGAUGUCUUGAUGUCAAGUUAUGAGGAGGUGUUUAUAGUGCUGUGCGGAGGAUGAAGCGACUAAAUAUAGCGUAAUAAAUAUAUAACUUUC